AUGGGUAACAACGCCACCAAGGAAUCGCGGCCCGGCUCGUCGCGCGGCCACUCCCACCCUAACAGCAUUCGCGAUGCUCCCGCCCACUCGGGCCAUCCGGGCGCCUCCCGCAGCGCCGACGAUAGAGUCUACGCCUCACGCGGGGGCCGCAACACCAGCAGGCCCGACCUAUCCUUCCUCGGCCUCGGCACCCCCGACAGAGACCCGCCGUCCGUCGAGACGCGCCGCGAGACGCGGGCUGAGCGCGAGGCCCGGAAGCUCGCAAAAGAGCGGGAAUUGAGAGCGCAAGAGCGCGAGCGGAGCAUGCGCGACGAAGGCGUCGACGGCGGAUACCUGGUCACUCUGGGCACGUACACUGGGCCCGAAGACUUCAACAAGCAGGUCGUCAGGCAGCUGAUGAUUGAGCGGCGCCUGGCUCCAUUUUGGAAAGGCUUGAACGACCACUCGGAUUCAUGGACCGAGCACCAGCUUGUCGCAGCCGUCAAAGGCUUGCCCAUCCCUCCGGCGGACGAGGUCCCGGAUGACAUGUCAAAGUCUUCGUCGGACGACCAGAACCCCAAGUCGGCCGACAGCCUCAAUGGCCUCAUGGUUCCAAUUACCGCCAGAUCGGCUUCCUCGCAUUCGGAUGCCUCCGGACGCCUCUCGCCAGGCCAGUCGGGAUUCUCGCUGCCGUCGCCGAGCUCUCCUAUCUCCCAGGGUAACACAUCUUCCUCACCAUUCUUCCGGGGCCGCGCUAAGACCUUAGCUGCCUUGACCACGUCCUCAAGGAAUAACUCGCAGGGCGAAAUGCUACCGCAGGAAGUCAUGCUACCCAAGGAUCCGUACGUCAACGGCCAGCGCCUCGAAGCCUUCCUCUACAAGGACGCCUCCGAAUGCCCCAUCUGCUUCCUCUACUACCCGCCCUACCUCAACAAAACGCGUUGCUGCGACCAGCCGAUUUGCUCCGAAUGCUUCGUCCAGAUCAAGCGACCCGAUCCGCAUCCGCCCGAGCACCACGACCCGAACGACCCUAAUGCCCAGAACCAGAACGAACCCCAAGACGACUGCAUGCUAGUCUCCGAACCCGCCGCUUGCCCUUUUUGCGUGCAGCCCGAAUUCGGCGUUACUUAUGAAUCGCCGCCGUUCAGACGGGGCUUGUCAUACCAAGGACAUGUCCCGCCGAACAUGACCUCUGCCACAUCCUCCUCGUCGUCUCUUGACGUGAACCAGCCCGUCACUGGCAACAGGCGGAGAGCUACCUCACUUGCUGCAGAUGCGCCGCAGGUCAUCACUACAGACAAGGUGCGGCCGGACUGGGCGAAGAAGUUGGCAGAUGCACGUGCGCACGCCUUGCGCAGAUCUGCUGCGGCCACGGCUCUGCACAAUGCGGCAUAUGUUAUUGGCAACAAUCAAUCUGACAGCAGAGGUUUCAGCCUUGGCAGGAGAAGGAGGACGCUCUUCGCUGGUGAUAGCCCUGGUAGCAGCGGACAAGGUACGCCCCGCCAGCCCAACAACGAUGCUCUGAACCAAUUGCUUGCUGCCGCCGAAGCCGGCAGCGGCUCAAGUCGUCCGCGCGAUGAGGGUUCAGAUCCUACGCGGCCCCGUCGCAACUCCCGGAGGACCCGGAUGGAAGACCUCGAAGAGCUUAUGAUGAUGGAAGCAAUCAGGCUGAGCUUGGCAGCUGAGGAAGAGCGGAAGAAGAAGGAGACCAAGGAAGCGGCAAAGGUUGCCAAGAAGGAGGAGAAGAAGAAAGCCAAGGAAGAGAAGAAGGCUGCAAAGAGCGGAAAGCUGUAUGGGUUCCAUCCCGUCGAGAUUCCUGGAGAAGAGGGUCAGCCGGGCCCAUCAAGCCAAGACGGCACCAAAGGCAAGGCGGUCGACCGGUCCGGCGCGGGCUUCAACCCCAUGAGCGAGCCGACGUCGACGGUCAAUGCGGGCGAAGCAUCAGCUGCCACACCUGCUGAUCCGCAGCGCCACCUCGAAGAGAGCCGCCAGCGGCUGCACUCGCAGCCCUCGCAGCACUCAGACUCGACCGUCGGUGGCGCGUCGUCGACACUCGACCCCAACACAGUCGGCGCGCACCGCAUGUCGCUGCGGCAGCACUCGACGGGGUCGUCAUCGGCGUCGUCGGCCGCGGAGUCGGAGUCGGAGCAGGACUCGCUGCGGAACACGACAAGCGCCGACGGCGGCCUCGAGGGCGCGUCCUCGUCAUUCGAGCCAUCGCCGAACGUCAGCGGAGUCAGUCUUGGCGGCGGCAGUACCGCGGGUGCUGGUGCCGGCGGUGCCGAGUUCAGCGAGGACACGACGCCCGGCGGCGGCGCGGGCACGGAGCCCAUGUUCAAUUUCCGCAGUUUGACGGCCGUGAUUGGGCAGGAGGAGGAGGCGGACAAGGGCGGCCGUGCCCAGCAUAUCGAGGUUGUGCCUGAGGCUGCCGCUGCCGUUGCUGCUGCUGUGGCUCAAUCUCAACCUCAAGCCCAGACGCAGGCACAGGCCCCGGCCGCUGCGCAGCCGCCGCCGCAGGCUGAUGCUGCUGAGCACGCAUACAUGGCUACUGCUGCUACGGCCUCGCCGUUUACGGACGCGGCAGAGGUACUCGACACGCCGCAGGACCAGGCACAGGACCAGGCACAGGCACUGAACCUGCCCCCAUCGCAGCAGGGCGACAGCGCCAGCCGUGCCCGAGGUGAGAGCUCGGCGGCGGGCAGCAGCGGACCUCCGCCCGCCAUCUCCGUCACGCCGUCUAGUCCUGCGGUCACGCAGGGCGCGUUUGCGCCGCUGUUGCCGAUGCCGGAUUUGGGUGGGGAGGUUGAUGUUGCUGUUGGUGGUGGUGAGGGUGGUGUUGAGAGUGAGCGUGGUAAGGGUGUUGAGGGUGAGGGUGAGGGUGAGGGAGGGGAGGGAGUGCAUUGA
Molecule: messenger RNA, 2883 nt
Organism: Aplosporella prunicola CBS 121167
Lineage: Eukaryota; Fungi; Ascomycota; Dothideomycetes; Botryosphaeriales; Aplosporellaceae
Exons: 2
Coding region: 1-2883 (960 amino acids)
Cellular component (GO): cytoplasm
Source: RefSeq, a predicted model, not a curated record